Messenger RNA from Nicotiana attenuata, 3024 nucleotides. RefSeq lists its product as uncharacterized. Gene Ontology annotation, biological process: proteolysis. The record is from RefSeq and is a predicted model, not a curated record. The transcript is spliced from 2 exons. Lineage: Eukaryota; Viridiplantae; Streptophyta; Magnoliopsida; Solanales; Solanaceae. Bases 1 to 3024 code for a protein of 1007 amino acids. Gene Ontology annotation, molecular function: aspartic-type endopeptidase activity.
AUGAUAGUACCAAAAACUAGAUCUAAGGUUACAGAAGAAAGUGACAAGAAACUGGAGAAUCAAUUACAAAACUACAUGGCAGAAACUAGUAAAAAGUUGGAGUCGAAUGACUCUAAAAUGGAUGAACUAAAUCAUAAAUUUGAUCUUCUGAUGGACAAGUUCUUCGCAGGCAAGGAUGGUAUUUUGGGUAGUGCUCCAACAGCUGCUCAUACAGUAGAGGGCUCUGGUAGUAGAGGUAGGAUGAUGGAGAAUCAUGAGGUUCCUGUGGGGCGAUCCUACUCGAACAAUUUCAACUCCAAAAUUGAUUGCCCUUACUUCGAAGAAGGAGAUCCAAAAGCUUGGCUGCGAAAAUGCGAAAGGUAUUUUCAUUACAAUCAUAUAAUCGAUCCACAACAUAAACUUGAUACUGCUGUGUUGCAUUUGAAUGGUAGAGCAGAAGAAUGGUAUUUUUCUUAUCAACUAAGUAGGGGUACUGUUAGAUGGGGUGAAUUUACAGAAGAAAUCUGUAAAAGAUUUAAUGAUGCUGAUAAUAGCAAUCUAAAUCUGCUAGGGAGGUUUAAAAGGGUAGAGCAAAAUGGAUCAGUCAAUGAAUAUUUAGAGAGGUUUGAAGAUUUGAAGGCAUGGGUGUUGAUCAAACAUCCAACCAUACCUGAAGAGUUCUUUCUAGGGUUUUUUAUAGAAGGGCUUAAAGAAGAGAUUAGGCAUACUGUUAAAAUGCUUGAUCCCUAUUCAUUAAGUCAUGCAGUAGAAAAAGCUAGACACAAGGAAGAAUUAAUGGAAUCAAUGAAUAAGAAGAAAGGAUAUGGAGGAAGACAGAACCUACAGCCAAGUACUUAUGUUAAUACUACAAUGAGCAAGCCUUCUAGCUAUGUACAGAAGGAGAAUAACCAACAGUCUUCAAUCUCAGGGACCAAACUCUUUGAAGCAAGAAAAGCUAGGGGAGAAUGCUAUAAGUGGACAAUAGAACAAGAUCAAUUAGAGAUAGAAGAUAAGAUAGAGGAAGAGAUAGUUCCUGUUGAGAAUUCAGAAGCUAUCAUAGAUGAGACAAUUAGUCUCAAUGCAUUAUCAGGGACUAUAACCUCUACAACUAUCAAACUGAAAGGAGUAUAUGGGAAGCAGGUCUUGAUGAUCCUAGCUGACAGUGGUAGCACUCACAGCUUCAUAGCUAGUAGCACUGCCAAACAGCUGGGAUGUGCAAUCCAGGAAGUUGUACAAAUGAGGGUAGCUGUGGCAAAUGGAGGGCAUCUAAUGAGUUACCACUCUUGCCCUCAAUUCAAGUGGAAAACUCAGGGCAUUGAAUUUGAGCACAAGUUGAGAGUACUGGAUAUUGGGGGCUGUGAUGUAGUCUUGGGGGUGGAUUGGAUGAUAAAACACAACCCCAUCCUGUUUGACUUUAUUGCAUACAAACUACAAGUGAGUGUGAAAGGGAAAAGGGUAGAAUUGAAGGGAUACUCUGAGGAAGGAAAGCUUCAGAGUAUGACAGCCACUGAGGUGAAGCAAUUGUUGAAGAAAGGACAUGUGUUAUGGGCACAUUUGUUUACUGUUAAUGUACAGACCACAGAAUCACCAAGUAGCAUACCUGACAAGAUUCAGGAUAUUAUAGCUGAGUUCCCAAGAGUGUUUGCUGAACCAAAGUGCCUGCCACCAAGGAGAAACCAUGAUCAUCAGAUUCCACUCAAACCUGAAGCAGUACCUAUAACUAUCAGACCAUACAGGUACAAUUAUUUUCAGAAGAAUGAGAUAGAAAAGCAGGUUAAUGAAAUGCUUAAUAAUGGAAUUAUACAACCCAGCCACUCCCCAUUCUCUUCCCCUGUAUUGUUAGUUAAGAAAAAAGAUGGAAGUUGGAGGUUUUGCAUUGAUUAUAGAGAAUUAAACAAAAUGACCAUUAAGGACAAGUUCCCAAUUCCCUUAGUAGAUGACCUUAUGGAUGAGCUUAAUGGUUCUUGCAUUUAUUCAAAAAUUGACUUGAGGGCUAGUUAUCACCAAAUAAGAAUGAAGGAAGGGGACGUCUACAAGACUGCCUUUAGAACACAUCUAGGUCACUACGAAUUUAGGGUCAUGCUCUUUGGCUUGACCAAUGCCCCAGCCACUUUCCAAAGCCUCAUGAAUCAAGUGUUUAAACCCUUCUUGAGGAAGUUUGUAUUGGUGUUUUUUGAUGAUAUAUUAGUCUACAGUUCUUCAAUGGAUGCUCAUGUACUACAUCUCAGAAAAGUACUGGAGAUUAUACAGAAAGAACAACUUUAUGCAAAGAUGUCUAAAUGUGCUUUUGGACAGGAUAAGGUGGAAUACUUGGGACAUAUUAUUUCAGGUGAAGGGGUUUCUACCGACCCUGCUAAAAUUGAAGCAAUGGUAAAUUGGCCUGUACCUAAAUCUGUGAAGGCCUUAAGGGGAUUCCUUGGGCUGACUGGAUACUAUAGGAGAUUUGUCAAAUCUUAUGGAAUUAUUAGCAAACCAUUAACUAAUCUGCUUAAGAAGAAUGCCUUUCAGUGGAAUGAAGAAGCUGAAUCAGCCUUUCAGCAAUUAAAAACAGCUAUGUCAACAGUACCAGUGCUUGAUUUGGCUGAUUUCACCAAGCCCUUUGUGGUAGAAACUGAUGCAUGUGCUACUGGAAUGGGUGAUGUACUGAUGCAAGGAGGUAGACCUAUAGCCUUUUUUAGCAAAGCAUUAGCACUCAAACACAGGGGAUUGUCUACUUAUGAAAAAGAGUAUAUGGCAGUUCUUUCAGCUGUAGAUAGGUGGAGACAUUACUUACAAGGAGGGCACUUUGUUGUUAAGACUAAUCACCAAAGUUUGAAAUACCUAUUAGAGCAAAAGAUAACUACAGCCUUACAACAAAAAGGGCUAACCAAGCUCAUGGGCCUUGACUAUGAGGUUCAAUACAAAAAGGGAAGUGAGAAUAGGGUAGCAGAUGCUCUCUCAAGGAGACAAGAAGAGGAAUCUACUCUAUAUCCAGCCUACAGGCCAAUUGGUUGCAGGACAUUGUGGAUAGUUAUGAAGGAGAUCCUACAGCAUUGCAACUACUGA